AUGUGUGUUCUUAUUCAGGGACUUUCAUUGGAUUUAGAUCAGAGAGAAGGGCCCAGUAAAUAUUUGCUAAUUGGUGGCCCUAUCCCCAUCCCCUCCCCUCGCCCUGCUCUGUGCCUACGUGACUGGGCCCCCAUAUCCAGCUCCCCUCUCUUGGCGUACCUUGUCCUCAACGCUCUCGAGUCUUUUUUAGAUUUGUCCAAGCCUCAGUCAACUUAUUGCUUUGACGAUAACAAAUAUGAGAACCUUGAAAGAAGUGAAGAUUUGAACUAG
Molecule: messenger RNA, 270 nt
Organism: Nezara viridula (southern green stink bug)
Lineage: Eukaryota; Metazoa; Arthropoda; Insecta; Hemiptera; Pentatomidae
Source: the annotation of a GenBank genome assembly